GCUUGAACCAACUUUUAGAUGGUGUGGCGAUAAAGGGAGAGACAGGCAAUGUAAGCUCCUCCAGCAACGGACAAAGAUGCGCCAGUGAGAAAAGACAAUCCAGAGUAAGUGGUGGCCCUUCGUAGAUCCGCGCUGACAGGUUCACUGUUUAGGCUCAGAAUGCGUAGUAAGGCCAGUUGGAGACGAGUUCCUCCAUAUCGUCCAAGAAUAAAUUUAAACGGAUGCAUGGAUCUGAAACGAAUGUCUCCAAAUGCAGAGCGAAUGGCGGACGGAGUGUAGCGAUUGUUAUGCCUUCAUUCGGUGCGCUCGGGCUGAAGACACGCGAGGAAGGUUCAUGGACACAGGAGAAUUUUCGUAAGGAUCGACAGGUCGACCCAAUAACGAUGAACAGAUCCCGCAAAUUCUCAGCCUUGGUGAGAAACGGGAGGCCAUGGUUGAGAGACAGUUCUACAAGUUCCCCGGGUGCUUGUUCCAACCGAAAGAAGUUGGUGAUUAUAGGAAGCGGUCCUCACACCAACUCGAGUCAUUCCCGGCAAGUGAAAGCCAUUUCAGAGAUUUCAGCUUGGCAAUGGUGUCCCAUUCGUGGCGGUGGAGGGAGGAUAGGACAAAUGGCAAACGCAGCGAGCUUAGACUGGACAUGCGAUCCAUCAGAGAGAACAGGUUUUCCCUAUACAACGACCCGAAGAUUCCGUCGUGAAACAAGAGCGAUUGCAGCUGUUGCAUCGGCAGGAAUAGGAAGUACUCUUCCAAACGUACUAUGUCCUCACGUAAUUUUGGGUAAUCGGCUGCUAUUGGCGGAAUGUCCCCACGGAAUUCUAUACAGCGCCACGUCCAGUGAACUAGAUUUGGGAAUGGUCGUUGUCCUUUUGUGAACGGUGACGAGGGUCCAUUGAGGAAGGCAUGGAGUAUAUGGCCAUGAUAAAAAAUUUGAGACUCGAGGUGAAUGGUGCAUACAGUUUGAAUCUAUCGUAGUCGACAGGGGGUCAGUCCAUAGUCGGAGGCUUCGUCCAACCUCGCCCAAGAGCCCUUGGUCUUGUUUAAUGCCCAUUCGUGCCAACCUGGGAUGAGAGGAAGAAGGCUGCAACAAAAAACCUUCUGCCAGAUAAGCCGACUCGC
This is a messenger RNA of Somion occarium, 1116 nucleotides long. Lineage: Eukaryota; Fungi; Basidiomycota; Agaricomycetes; Polyporales; Cerrenaceae. The record is from the annotation of a GenBank genome assembly.